Telopea speciosissima is the source of this 648-nucleotide messenger RNA. RefSeq names its product DNA mismatch repair protein MSH6. The transcript has a single exon. The annotation marks the transcript as partial. Gene Ontology annotation, biological process: DNA repair; mitotic sister chromatid cohesion. The record is from RefSeq and is a predicted model, not a curated record. Lineage: Eukaryota; Viridiplantae; Streptophyta; Magnoliopsida; Proteales; Proteaceae. Gene Ontology annotation, cellular component: chromatin; nucleus.
AUGUCUAAAGCUGUUGCUAAGAAACGGAAAAGAGGCCCAGACAAAGAAAUAGCUGAGGCAUUUUUCCAGUCACCUGAACUGGGGUCGUCUAGACUCCGCCCAAGGAAGGAUAUACCUUCCUUCCAUAGGGUUUUACUGAGUGUGAAUGAUUUUGAGAGAAUUGUGGGGAAGAGAAUUAAGGUUUUCUGGCCUGAUUCUAGAAGGUGGUUUUUGGGAAAGAUAAAAUCAUUUGACAAUGAGAAGAAGCUCCACCGUGUUUUCUAUGACGAUGGUGACAAAGAGGAGUUAAACUUGAUGACGGAGAGGUUUGAGCUUGAAAUUAUGCCGAGUGAGGGAUUCACUAUAUUUUCUAGAUCGGAGCCUAAUCGUGAGAUUCCAGAUAAUGGUGGGGAGAGUAGAGACAUUAUAAAUGAGGGUUCACGUAUUAUAGAUGAUGCUGUUACACAGGUUAUUGGACAUCCUAAAAAAUCUGAGGGAGUGCAAAUUGCUGAAGCACAUAAUUUGGAAAAGCAAGAGGCUUCUGAACCAGUGAAAAGGUAUGCUAGGAUUGAGAGAACACCUUCAAAGGCUUCCAAAAAAAGGCAUCCAAAGCUGCAAGGUGGAAAAGAUACUGAUACCGAAGGAAAUCUGGCUUUGGAUGCUAAUGAC